AUGACAGAUGCAAAGAACACGAACCUGUCCUCAACAACACCAAUGGCAGGUUCAGCCUCGGCCUCGGCCGCGGACACAGACACAGACACAAAUGCAAACGAAACCAUGCGCCUUGCCAUCACGCGCUUCCGUAGCAGAAUGGCCGCCGCAAACCAAAAGUUUCUCCAGGACCGCAUCAAUGAAAUCGAAGAGAAAGGCCUAGCUACUGAAGAGGAGAAGCGCCGCCAUCUCCUCCAGUACAAAUGGAUGGACGAUAUCGAAUGGGACGAUGAAGACUCCGAGACGUGUGGGAGGCGCGACUGGACCCGGAUCCCACAGCAGACGUCAGUCAAAGACCUCGAUAUCCCUGCUGUACUCAAUGCCUUGCCGCCUCAUCAACCGGCGGAUGGUGUAGUCCCGCCCCUGCUGCGCACAGAACAGUGGCGGCAAAUGUACCUCGAUACAGUUCAGCGUGUGUGCCAGCGGCAGGCGGACGCGAUCGUUGCCGAGGAUGACGAGGAGCUUGACAUCGCGUGCAAUUCCCACAAAGACCACAGGCCGAUGGCUAUCCCGCGAUGCGACGAGCUAGCCCUGUUCCUAAAGUAUGCGCAGGAGGUGGUGGACGUUGACUUCCGGCUGUCGGCCAUUCCGCCGUUCACACCGGCUUGGUCGAUUGGGAUUAAGGAAGAGGAACUGGACGGACUUGGCGAAGGACAGAGACGCGACAAGCUAGCGGAUCCGGACCUCCUGAAGCGCGAGGAAGAGGGCUUGCAGCGGUAUUUGGAAGAUGAAUUGUCGAAAGGGUGUCUGGAGGCGUAUAUCGACGAGGACCUGGAGGUCAGAGCUGGCUUUAUCACCGGUAUUGGAUUUAGCCAGUUGUACGAAUGCCCAUCCUGGUAUAGUGCGUAUGUGUACUGCCGGCUGUGGACGGAUGACGAGGAGGACGAUGGCAAGCAUAAGGAUGAAGACAUCCAGGAUGCUACCAACAUCCGGGACUGGGGGUGGCGGGUAGUUGUCUUUCAGGCCGAGGUUGUCAAUCCUAGCAUUCUCCACGGCCGGAGGGCACGCUUUGAUUCGAUUCCAGAAUUUUUGGAUUGGUACGCCAGCUGGCUGGACCAUCUGGAUGCACGGGGGUUGCUUUCUCUGCGGCGCCACGCUAUAGGCUGUGAGACGGACUGCGAGUCAGACUGUGAGGAUCAUGCCACCGGGAUAUAUGCACAGAAUUUCUAG
This is a messenger RNA of Penicillium cataractarum, 1209 nucleotides long. RefSeq lists its product as uncharacterized. The record is from RefSeq and is a predicted model, not a curated record. The transcript has a single exon. Bases 1 to 1209 code for a protein of 402 amino acids. NCBI's taxonomy places the organism in Eukaryota, Fungi, Ascomycota, Eurotiomycetes, Eurotiales, Aspergillaceae.